AUGCCUCCUAAGCGAACUCAAGCAACAGCUGUCGAUGGCGAGCGCGUAUCGAAGCGUAUCAAAACAGUCGUCGCUGCCAAACAAGAGGCUGAGAAAGCGCCAGCCAAGGCAAGCCUGAAAGCACCAGGUACCAAGAAACCCACAGCUGCGCAGGCCGCCAAAAAGGCCACGGCUGCAAAGGAGAAGGAGAAAGCCAAGAAAGCUGUGGCCCCCAAGAAAGCCGUCGCAAAGAAGGCAGCUCCGCGUCCCAAGAAAGCCGCUUCUGUAGCUCCCUCUGCUUCAGAUGAGGAAUCAAAACCAAAAGGUGACUAUGAUGUUCCUAGCCUAAGUAGUUUGAAAGACCUUCCGAUCAUCAACGACCCACGCUACACGAGAAUACUCGAUGUCUUCGUAUGCGGCGAGGGCGCGAAUGGCGAACUGGGCCUCGGUGACGCGAAGGGCCAAAUGGACGUGAAGCGCCCACGCCUUAACAAAUUCCUUCACGAUAAACAAGUCGUUCGCGUCGCCAACGGCGGCAUGCAUGUCCUUGCGCUUACCCUCGACAACAAGAUUCUCAGUUGGGGUGUUAACGAUGAGGGCGCCUUGGGUCGCAAUACCAAAUGGGACGCGCCGACCAAGGACAUGGACGCUGCGGAGGACUCCGACUCCGAUGACGACAGUACUACAGGCUUGAACCCUCUCGAAUCAACUCCAAUGGAAAUUCCAUCAGACCGCUUCCAUCCAGGCGUUAAAUUUGUCGAUAUCAUUGCUGGUGACAGUUGCUCAUUUGCUCUCACCAAUCAAGGUCGCGUUUAUGGCUGGGGUACUUUCAAGAGCAACGAAGGCACCCUCGGUCUGACCCCUUCUGUACGUGUCGCGCGUCAACCAGUCCUUCUAGACAGCUUGAAGAACAUUACCAAAUUUGCGUGUGGCGCAAACCACGUCUUGGCUUUGGACAAGAAAGGCGUCGUCUAUGGCUUCGGUGCUGGACAGCAACAUCAGCUAGCCCGUACUAUUAUCAAACGAAGUGAGCUCAACGCUACUGUACCAACUCACAUCAGUAUCAAAGACGGGCGUAGAGUCAUCAAGAUCAAGGAUGUCUCGUGCGGCACCCAUAACAGCUUCGCUAUCGGCGAAAACAACCACGUCUACAGCUGGGGACUCAACAAUUACGCCCAGUGCGGUAUCUCGGAUGAUCUUGGAGAUGACGAAGGUUCCAUUGUCAAGACACCUACAUGGAUUGAGAGUCUCAAGGAGGUCAGCAGCGUUGAAGGAGGCAAUUCACACUCGAUUGCUGUUGCUAAGGAUGGUGACAUCCUCGUGUGGGGUCGUUGCGACGGCUCGCAAUUGGGUAUCGAUCUGAGCAAGGUGCGAGAAGACCAUAUUGUAUUCUCGGUUCCUCAAGCAGGUGCUCUCGUCCAGAAGCGCUCUCCAAAAGUUGUGAAAGUUCCAACAAAGGUCACUGGUGUGGAAGGAAAGGGACAGUUUGCAACUGCUGGUCCCGACCAUUGCAUCGCAAUCAAUAAAGCCGGCAAAGCUUAUUCGUGGGGCUUCAGCGUUGCCUACCAGACCGGCCAAGGCACUACAGACGAUAUCCCAGUUGCUACACUCAUCGACAACACUGCAACUCGCGACCGAAAGCUCAUGUGGGCCGGUGCUGGAGGACAGUACUCUGCCUUUGCUGCCUAUCAAGACGAGGCACUCAGGGUCAAUGGCACUUCCUGA
Molecule: messenger RNA, 1704 nt
Organism: Pseudovirgaria hyperparasitica
Lineage: Eukaryota; Fungi; Ascomycota; Dothideomycetes; Acrospermales; Acrospermaceae
Product: RCC1/BLIP-II
Exons: 2
Coding region: 1-1704 (567 amino acids)
Cellular component (GO): cytoplasm
Molecular function (GO): guanyl-nucleotide exchange factor activity
Source: RefSeq, a predicted model, not a curated record